AGUUGGGCUAGCCUCUCUUCAAUAGCCUCCGUACAACUGCGAAGUGAUAACAUUCUGAACUAUAUGUAAAAUGAGACUUGUUUUGUAGUUUAUUAAAUGGAACAGCUACCACUUGCGGCUGUCCUCUUCUCAGCUCUGUAUUUCACACGACAGUAGCACUUCUCAAGUCGUAUGUGCCGCAUGUCAAAGCCAACAAAGUUUAUCGUUAUUUCUUCCGUUGAACAAUCAUAAAGAACUGAAGCGUUUUGCGAAGGAAAAUGUUUUUUCCUAACGGCAUAGAAAGAUAUUCGCUAUGGUUUCCUUUGUUCCAACUACUAUUGCUGUCGGUGUGCGAUUCCCAGUCGUCUUCAGUACCAAAGGUGCAAUUGUAUGUGGAUACAAUUUCACAGAUGAACAAUACAGAGUAUGUGCGUGAUGUAAUGCGCCAGGCAAAGUCGGCCGAAAUGCGCAACUACAUGCAACCGGAUGUGAAUGCUUGUGAUGACUUUUUUCAACACGCUUGCGGUAAUUGGGCGAAAAUUAAUCCAACGGAGCCAUGCAGCUUAUUGGAAACAACAUUUCUUUCACAACUGCUCAGCACCUAUGAUAAAAAGCAGUUAAAAGUACUUUUGGAGGAGAUACAGGAGAACGAGGACAAAAUUAUAAUAAAAGUGAAAACAUUCUUUGGCGCGUGCCAGAAAGUUGACGAGACGCAAAAGGAGCGUCACAAAAUGAAGCUAUAUGAGAUUGCUGAGGAGUUUGGGCAAAUGCCAGUACUUAUACCAGAGGGAACAUGGGAAGCCAGCAAAUUCGACUGGUUGCCCACCAUUGCGCGUAUACAAAACAAAUACGGACUAGAUAUCAUACUCCAAUUAGGCGUGCGAGAAGACUUUGUAAAUAAAACCAUAAAUAAAAUAUUCAUUGGGCAGCCAAAAUUAGAACUACAGAGUAAAGCCAUGUAUAAAAGUCCAGCUACUAAAUGGCACCGUGACAAAUAUAAAGAAAAAAUUUCGGAAGCUUUGCAAAAGCAUUUGGAUAUUAAUGAAAAAGUUGCAGAAAGAACAGCACACGAAAUACUUUAUUUCGAAUCGAGAUUAGCUGAUGGCAUGACAGAUCGGCGAUCAGCAAAGACGCUGAAAUCUAUGGCUGUGUUACGCACGGUUGACGAAAUGUAUUCAGUUUAUGAAGGCAAGUUAGAUAUUCAAACGUAUCUUAAUAUUAGUUUAGGACAAGAAUUUAAUGCAACGUUUUACGAGUACCACAUGGAGUAUCAAAAGAACCUUGUACAGCUGCUUAAGGAGAUGCCUAUGGAGCAAGUAGCAAAUUAUAUUAUGUACCAAUUACUUAAGACGUUCUUUUUUGAUUACAAAGCAACAAAUAGGGCUAAGAAAAAGCUUUGUUUGAAUAAAACCAAACAUUUUUUCGCAAAAGUCCUGGAUAACAUGAUAUUUCGAAAAUUCAAUGAUAAGAAUACAGUGGCAGAUAUUAAUCUCAUUUGGCUCAAAAUCAAAGAAACUUUUAAAAGUGAACUUGAAUCAAAUAACUUAAAUUGGAUAUCGCCAGCAACACGAAAAUUGGCUUUAGAAAAAUUAGAGGCAAUGAGAUUAGAAAUCAACUCAUAUGAAGAAUUAAAGUUCAAUGAAAAAUACGCAAAUUUAGUAUUAAGUAAUACUGAUUACAUAGAGAAUUUGAAACAAGUUUUUAUUCAGCAAACUAAACGGUCUUUAGACACUCUCCGACAACCCCCUAUGGCAGUAGAAAUGCCUGUAACAUUCUCAGUUUCACCCGCCUACAUUAACAGAGAAAAUUUAAUUAGAAUACCCGUUAUAUUACUACAACCAAAUUUUCUCUGGUCCGAUCACUAUCCGAACGCACUGAAAUUUGCCACAAUCGGCUCUUUAAUGGCACACGAACUUAUUCAUGGUUUCGACGAUGUGGGACGUCAUUUCAAUACCUCUGGCAGUGAACAAACCUGGUGGGAUAACAAUUCCACUGAUGCUUUUAAUGAACGAAAGAGAUGUUUUAAGCGGCAAUAUUCGUUAUACCGCUACAAUGGCAAUUAUCUCCCACCGAAUGAGUUGCAAGCGGAAAAUAUAGCCGACAAUGGAGGCAUACAAUUGGCCUUCAAAACCUAUCAGAAAUGGAUUGUCACUUUAAAUGAUAUCAUUCCGCGGGAGCGCGAACGCCUCCUAGCAUUGGAAACGUUGCCUAAUUUGAACUUCACAAACAAACAACUAUUUUUCCUCGCUUUUGCACAAUUUUGGUGCAACAAUAUGGAUAUGCACUUUAGGGACAAAGAUUCGUUGAUAAGUUUACAUGCAUCGGCAAAAUAUCGGGUUAUUGGCUCUUUGGCGAAUUUUCAAACGUUUGCUGAGGAGUUUCACUGCGGCACGGGCACCACAAUGAAUCCAAAACAUAAAUGUAAAAUCUAUUAAUUAUCGAAUGGCUAAUAAAUAAUUCAUCAUUACAAAGGA
Messenger RNA from Bactrocera oleae (olive fruit fly), 2453 nucleotides. Its product is annotated as neprilysin-1. Gene Ontology annotation, cellular component: plasma membrane. Gene Ontology annotation, biological process: protein processing. Gene Ontology annotation, molecular function: metalloendopeptidase activity. NCBI's taxonomy places the organism in Eukaryota, Metazoa, Arthropoda, Insecta, Diptera, Tephritidae. The record is from RefSeq and is a predicted model, not a curated record.